Messenger RNA from Vespa mandarinia (Asian giant hornet), 3573 nucleotides. RefSeq names its product solute carrier family 7 member 14. Gene Ontology annotation, biological process: amino acid transport; transmembrane transport. NCBI's taxonomy places the organism in Eukaryota, Metazoa, Arthropoda, Insecta, Hymenoptera, Vespidae. Gene Ontology annotation, cellular component: plasma membrane. The record is from RefSeq and is a predicted model, not a curated record. Gene Ontology annotation, molecular function: amino acid transmembrane transporter activity.
AUAUAUAUAGAGAGAGAGAGAGAGAGAGAGAGAGAAAGAGAGAGAGAGAGAGAGAGAGAGGGUAAAAGCGAAAGAGAGAGUAAGGGUGAGAAAGAAAGUUGCUUGUGCCGGAAUUUCCAUUAGUUUAGUGAAACUAGGAAGAUAAGAGAAUAGCAGAGGAAACGGAUUUAGGCUUAGGAAAGAGGAGAAAGGUGAUUGGACGCUUGAAAGGUGCACGGAAUCGGCAGUAAGGAUUCUCGGGAAAACGCGAUCGGUCCCCGGUCUGUCGUAUUGUAACAGAAUCUUCCUGAAGAUUAACGCCUGUGGUGCCGCUGUCAACAAUACAUAUCAUUUUAUCCUAGUUUGCAGAAUAAAGUUAUCGUGUGUAGGAUAAAGUAUUACCUGGUGAAUGAUUAUAUGAAGUAACGCGAGAGUCAUAUUUCUUGGAUGAGAAAGAAAAAGAACAUUAGGCGCUAACGGAGAAUCAGAAUAACCGAAGAAAAGUAUUGAUAAUGUAUAAAAAACGAGCGCAUAUUAAAGUCCGAUGAGACCUCUUCUUCUCUGCGAUCGUUAUUAAUUCUAUCAUUUUUUGUGUAAUAUUGCUCGUGGACUGUGAUCCUCUUUCUAUCGUGGAAACAAAGAAGAAUUCUUCAGAUUCUUUAACUGUUAAGAAAAAAUCAGAAAAAUCAGGAAAAUGAAGCUCGAUUUUAUGGACCGAGAAAAGGGGUUGGAGCUUUUCGGGAAGUUAAUAAGAACAAAAAAUAUCGACUGUUUGCAAGAAGAACAAACGAAAAAAGGUCCAGAAACAUUGAAUACAGCUGAUCCGAAGCAGAAAUUACAGAAGUGUCUGACUACUCUGGACCUGACGUCUUUAGGAGUUGGUUCCUGCGUCGGGACGGGCAUGUAUCUAGUCGCAGGAAUGGUUGCACACAGUGUUGCUGGACCUGGUGUCAUUAUAUCAUUCAUUAUAGCUGCUAUUGCUUCCAUUUUUUCUGGAGCAUGUUACGCAGAAUUUGGAGUAAGAGUGCCUCACACAACUGGCAGUGCUUAUAUGUACAGUUAUGUGACAGUAGGCGAAUUGAUAGCAUUUAUUAUAGGUUGGAACAUGAUACUCGAAUAUUUGAUAGGUACGAGUGCCUGUGCUUGCGCCCUUAGCGCUUGCUUGGAUGCUCUAUCGAAUGGUGCUGUCUCUGGAGCGAUAGCUAACAGCGUUGGUACCAUAUUUGAACGACCACCAGACUUCCUAGCCUUUGUCAUAACGAUACUGAUGAUGUUACUGAUGGCAGCUGGCGUUAAGAAGUCUUUGGUGUUUAAUAAUGUACUCAAUGCAAUUAAUCUCGCAGUAUGGGUUUUCGUUAUGGCAGCUGGUAUGUUCUAUGUUGACUCGAGUAAUUGGUCUGAACACAAUGGAUUUCUUCCCUUUGGUUGGAGCGGGGUAUUCACAGGAGCAGCAACAUGUUUUUAUGCCUUUAUUGGCUUCGAUAUAAUUGCAACUACCGGGGAAGAGGCAACAAAUCCUAAACGAAGUAUUCCUCUUGCGAUAGUUUCAUCAUUGAUCAUCAUUCUCAUUGCUUACGUUACUAGUAGUAUGGUUUUGACUCUUAUCGUCCCAUACGAAGAAGUUGAUCAAGACUCUGCAUUGGUCGAAAUGUUCGGUCAUGUUGGUGCAUACAAAUGCAAAUAUAUUGUAGCUGUUGGUGCACUCGCUGGUCUCACUGUCUCUAUGUUUGGCAGUAUGUUUCCAAUGCCUAGAAUAGUUUAUGCCAUGGCUCAAGAUGGCCUCAUUUUUCGAUCUUUAAGCCACGUAUGGCCAGCAACUGGUACUCCAGCAUUAGCUACAUUAACUUCUGGUCUUUGUGCUGCAUUUGCAGCAUUAUUAAUACAAUUAGAAGUUUUAGUAGAAAUGAUGUCGAUUGGUACCUUGUUAGCAUAUACUCUCGUCUCUACUUGUGUCUUAAUAUUACGGUAUCAACCGCAUACAACUAAUUUAGUUGAACUUCUCCCACAAAGUCUACGUACACCAUGUCGUUCUCCAACUAAAGAAACUCAAGGAAAUGGACAAGUAACUUAUGGAAAAGAGCUUAGACCAGAUCAAUUGACAACUGCACUUAAUACUGCUCAAGUAGCUCAACCAGAACUUUUGACUACUAAUAAUGGACAACGUAUCAUGGUACGACGUGUCAGAAGGUGUAAUAGUUCCUCCCCAGAUUCUGACGACACUUAUGGUGCAGAAGAAGACGACGUUGGUUUAGGCAAAGAUGAUCAAUAUUUAGUUAGCGAUAGAACGGAAAAUAAAUUUUACGGUAGUGUUCAUGCAGCAGCAGCCGCCUCAAGUUGCGGAAGUACACAUCAAUAUCCUGGAAAUACACCAAUCAUAGGACCACCUUUAAAUUAUCUGCAACGUCGACUACAGGCUGCACAAUAUCUCUGUCCUGCCAUAUUUCCAUGGGUAGAUAGAGGACCUGCCACUGAAGCAUCGGGUCAUUAUGUCAUGAAACUAGUCGGUAUCUUGUAUAUCUUAAUUUUGAUCUUCGAUAUUAUCAUUGUAUGUAGAAUGGGUGAUAUGGACACUUUUACAACGAUACUAUUGUUCAUUUUAUUUUUCGCAAUUGUUGGAAUACUUUUGGCUAUCAGUAGGAAACCGCAAAACAGAAACACUAUAAUGUUUACAACACCGGGAUUACCAUUUGUUCCGGCCAUUGCUGUAACAGUUAACAUUUACCUCAUCUUCAAACUUAACAUCCUAACUCUAGUUAGAUUUACUGUUUGGAUGAUACUUGGUUUCGUAAUGUACUUCUAUUACGGUAUUAAACACAGCAGUUUGGAAGAAGGUAACGUUCAAGGUAACGCAGAUGAAGUUGUUGAGUGUACAACGGGAAAUAUCGAGUUAAAAGUUACCGAUCAACAAAGACAGCCACAUAAUCAGCAAGCUGCAUAUACGAACGUAGAACAAAAUAUUUAUGGUGGACAGCAGCUAGAUGCAUUUGGUCAACCCGUAUUUGGUAGUACGAAUUUUGGAGGUACGCCGACGAAUUAUACAAAUCAAUCGCACAGCCAAUCACCAGCGAGCACUACACUCUUCGUUCAACAAGAAAACUUUCCAACUUGGGACGAUUAAAAAGAUUUCUGAUAGAAAAGAAGAGAUAGAAAUAGAAAGACAGAGAAAGAGAGAGACAGAGAAGGAAAGAAAGAGAGAGAGAAAGAGAGAAACAGAGAAAGAAAGAAAGAGAGAGAGAAAGAGAGAGAGAGAGAGAGAGAGGCCGAUACACACACGAACAACUAUAAUACGUAUGUCUAUAUUAAAUAUAUAUGAUUAUUAUUAUGUUUGACAUAUAUGCACGGCAAGUCUGCCAUCAAAAACAACAACAACAACAACAAAAAAAACGUUGAUAAUCAAUCGAAAUCAAAUCGACGAUAACACGGAUCGAUUCGUAAUGUCGUUUAUUAGAAAUAUUUAUCUAUUUCUAGUUCUGUAUACUAACGAUGAUCGGUUGAAUCGAAGCAAUCAGCGAAUUAAUGUAUUUACGUAUUUAAGUUUCUUUUUUCUUCUUCUUUUCUUUUUCGUUUUAUAUUUUAUUUUUCUUUAAUAUAUAU